This is a messenger RNA of Pocillopora meandrina, 5463 nucleotides long. The record is from the annotation of a GenBank genome assembly. Lineage: Eukaryota; Metazoa; Cnidaria; Anthozoa; Scleractinia; Pocilloporidae.
GACCGCUUGAAUUCAGCCAAUCAGGACUGUCUGGUUCGUUCGAUCCGAACAGCCAGUAACUGAUUCACAUCGAAGUAAAGUUCUGUUCUCAUCAUUCGCUUGAGAAAAUUUUUGAACUAGUUCUUCCAAAAUGAUGAACAGCUUUCAACAAGCAUUCUACGAUACUCCGGAUUCGCUCUCGCUGCACGAAAUGGUGGAUUGCGAUAGCCGGGAAAUGGAUUUUAAUUUGAACGAUCCGUUGUUUCAAUUGCAGGAGCAGGGUAUCUUUCAAGAUAUACAGCAGUUGACAGUAAAGCAUGAAAGGCCCAGAACGGAAUGCCAUCCCGCGGCCGAUUUAACAAACUUGCAAUGGCUACAAAGCGUUAGUAUACCCAUGGAAAAAGGCUCUGCAAGCGAGAAACAAGUUAUGGUUGAUCCUAAUACUGCUUUACCAGUACAGUGGCCGAAUCAGCAACAAGUUUCCAUGUCCCAAGUACACACUCAAGUCAACGUUACUGCAGUUCCACCUCCUCAGAUUUUGCAGGCACGUGCGACUGAUUCGAAGCCCAAAAUCCACCAGCACAACCAGAAAAAUGGCUUGAAAGAUAGCUUAAAAUCACAGGAUAAAGCCUACCCGAAGCCUCUGUUUUCAUAUUCUUGUUUAAUCGCUAUGGCUUUGAAGAACAGCGAUUCAGGCACACUCCCAGUCAGUGAAAUCUACAAGUUCAUGAUGUAAGUUUCAUUUGGCGCCUGAAAUGGAGCAUGGCAAAUUAUUAGACUAAUAUCCGCAACGGCUUUUGAAAUUUGCUUUGUUUUGCUUUCUAUAGGGGAAAAUUUCCGUAUUUCAAGACAGCUCCAGAUGGAUGGAAGGUGAGUGUUAAUGUUUUUAUCGAAUCCAUUCUUCGCAUGGCCGGUACCUGCGAAUUUUGAAUUUAAAAACAUGGAGGUUGUAACGGUUCACGUUACACAACUACAAUCGCUUUCCUUCUGAGAAAUUCUCUCCAAAAAUUGGUCUAGCUUGUGAUAUUUGUAACGUCAGAUAAAAUCUUCGGAAGCUCUGGGCAAACUUCUUAAAAACUUUUCUGUCGUUAUCUCAACGGUUUCCUGAAAUUUGGCACUUGAAUGGUUUUCUUUGCUGCAUUACAAUGGGUUCCGAACAGCUGACAGCGAUUGAAGUCAUGUACAAAAUAUUACCUAGUUGUCGAUCGUUUUGCGAAUUAAACUUCGAUUCUCAAAUGUGUUCUUUCAAAAAAUGGAAUUUUCAACCAAGAAGGAAAAAAUUUGACAGCGGUGUGGUAUUUUCAUUGCAUUUCAUUCGCUUUCAUGACACGAGUAAUGCUAGUGUUUAUUGAGUAGGAUGUAACACAAUGGACUGAAUGUUGUUCGACUAGGAAGUGUUGCAACUGAGGAUUGUGGCCAACGUAAAGUUUGCUCGAUCGGAGUUCUAUUUAUGGGUGAAAAUUCUGACAUAACUAAAUCAAGGCAAAGUAAUGAAUUGUUGAGGAAACUGUUGACCAAGAGGGCAUGUCAAAAUGAAUUCAGAAUGAACCUUCAUCGCGCGCCAUCCUUGUAAAAUCAGAUCGUGAAUAUUAUGAACCUGCGUAGAAAUUCCUACCCGAUUAUUUCACAAAUAUUGCGCCUAGGUUUUGCGAUAGAUGAACGACAUAACGUGCAGUUGAAUCAAGAUACUCUGGUGUAAAAUACAGAGUUUGCGGAUCCCUCGAAUUUUGCGAGAUUCAGCCAUUACUGAAAUGUGAAUAUUGCGAUACAAAGGGUGGGGCUAUAAUUUUAUUUAUGGGUGGUCAGAAAACAAUUGGCCAUUUAAUUCCUUCCAUCUCUUGAACUAUUCGUUGUGAUCCUGAUCUGUUUUACGAUGAAAUAGUGACGGAACCCUGGAAAUCGAAGCCCUCUUCGGCAUGAGCGAGCGAGAUCGACGAUAUGGUAAUUCAACUCCACCCGAAAUAUUGUAACUAAAUUCAUUUUGAAAUGAAUUGUCCCCGUAAAUUUCGCUUCAAUGUGGUGAAUCAUUCGCAUAACUAGCAGACUAAAAGCUUAAUGGAUCCUACCGCGAACAAAGUAAAAUCUUGACCUUACGAAAAGUAUCUUUGACAACGAUUUUUAAAAAAUAUUUCUUCUUGAAAGUUCUCCUCCAACAGGUGGUUGCUACUGUGAAUAAUUAAUGUUCAUUCUAAUUGAGGUUCGUAGUGCAGCAAUAGUACUUCGCAAUUUCCUUUUUUCCUUCCUCUUCUCCGACCCUUCAGUAAAGCGAUAACAUUUUUGAGAUUCACUGGAAAUGAAAGACGUAAAGUUUCAGCUGAUUUCAAACAUUGUAUUUGCUACAACUUGCACUUUAAAAUCUAUCUUAGAAAUCUAAACGAAUAAAUAAUCCACGUCUAUUUUGUCAUGAUGGCGACACUUUCUAUAAUUUUUAAGGCUUAGUCUUUUCCUUUUUAUCUUUUCCUUGUUCUAAAUUGUCCAACGAAGAUGACAUGAUUUUUCGUUCAUCAGCAUAAUAAGAAUUUUUUGACGUAAUUGGUGAAAGAACGUUUCGAAAUUGUACCCAGUGGGAAAUUUGGUUUUGAAACACUCCCCAAUGCAAAUUUAUCCUUUCCAGGAAUUAAUUGCAGUGUUUUCAUCUCUCUCGCAGUAGUUUGUUUGUAAUAUUCUAUUUUGUUUUGGGAUGUCUUGCAAAAAUAUAUGACAUCAAAAAGAAAAAUAUAUUAUUUACAAAAGGAAUACGUUACGAUAUCCAGGUUCGUGCAAAUUAUCAUGCUUGAAAAUGAAUCUAUUUUUCAUUCCCAUAAAAGUUGAUGACAGAUAAUUUCGUGCUGGUAAAAUAAUAUGUGCGAUAAAGUCUCUAUUUUAAAUUUUUUUUGCAUCAGUGUUUUGAAUUGAAGUUCCUAUUUUGAAACUUUUUUUAAAACUGAAUUUGUUCGACCUGUAUGCAUUUGUGAGUUUUUGUCAGACCAUAUUGCGUUAACGAAAUUCUUCAAAUUAUUUUCAAGCAGUAAAUGAUGUUAAGUUAUUCCUUCCUAUGUCGUGGAAAUUGAAAUAUGACACUUAAUUUUUUUCUACUAAGGAAGUUAAUCUUCCCCUAGUGACCAAUUAAUAAUGUAUGAUUUUCGUGAACCACACCUCAAUUUGCAGUGAUUUCUACGAGAGGAAAGGUUUCAUGCUAUACUUUUCAAUUAAAUAUCUCAAUUUUCAUGAUCUCUCUCACAUUCAAACGACUCUUGAGAGGGGAUUCAGUGUAAAUGGACUUGUUGUCAGAAGAUUUCUCAAUUGGAAGAAAAUUUUUCUGCAGUUAUUCCUUGAUUUAGUACAGACCUAUAGAAUUUUGCAGAAUUCACAGUUUGUGAACAAUUUUUUUUUUCUUGCAUGAGGCAGAUCUUUGAGUUGGGCUAUUUUUUUUAAUGAUGUUACAUUCCAUUUAAUGUAGAAAUCAGAGUGCAACUAUGUAAGUCAGACUGAAUGUUUGUUCCAUUUACUUUUCAUCAGUUUACAACAUUUCAAACCAGUGCAAUAGUUAUUUAACCACAGUUUAACAUUUAUACAAAGUAGACAAACACAUAUAAGAGAUUACAUUGGAAAAUUAUGUCCUCAAAGACACAGCAAAUUUCAGUGUAGUUCAAAAUUCUCACCAUUGUUAAAUUUGCUCUUGUACUUCUUAUGGGUUUGAUUAAGAUAUAAACGUUACAACAUUUUCUACACAAGAUAAGAAUCUAUGGGGACAUAGCUGUUGAUUUAAAAUAAUGUCAGCUUGAUUAAAGCAAGCAUUCUGAUGUUUAAGAAAGCACUGGGAGUGUUUUGUUAGUGCUUAUGACUACUAAUUAGCAAAUCACUGUCACUAAAAUUAUUUGUAAGGUUUUAUUUUAUCAGAGUGUUGAGUAUAACACUUUACAAUUACUUUGACUUGUAUUGAAAAGCUUGUAAUGAUCUAAGCACAUCAAUGAAAUUCAAACCAGACCUUUUGAGAAUCUUUGGAGAGAUUUCACCAUGAGAUGUCAAGAUUCUUACAAGUAUUUAAAAAACUGAAUUAUGUUAGGAAUUCUAUCAGAAAUACCUUGUUGUAAGUUAAAAAUGUACUUCAUUUAUCCAAGCUGUAUUUUGAAUACAGUUGUAAGGUUCUACAAAUUUUUCAGUGUACAAGCUUUCCCCAUCAUAUCUUUGGGUUUCAAACUAGAUAUUAUUUUUCCUAUAUUACUGCAAGGUUUUGAAUUAAAAACCAUGAAUCAUUUGUUUGUAAUCAAAGUUCUACUCUAAACACCUCUCAGAUUUAUUUUCCACUCACAAUAAAAAUGUCAUAUAGGACCUGGUUUUAAUGCAAGUUGCUACUUCUUUUCAGAAUUCUGUUCGGCACAAUCUCUCAUUGAACAAGGCAUUUUGUAAGCUGGAAAGGCCUCAAGGUGCCUCUCAGAGAAAAGGAUGCCUGUGGUCAUUAAAACCUGAGAGACGUGAACAAAUGGAUAAGGAAAUAAGAAAAUGGAAGAAAAAACAUGCUGAAGCUAUUAGAGCAAGCAUGGCAAAUCCAGGUAUGUGAGUACUUAACAAAGCAGUGUUUUCUCUUUCUCUUUACACUCUACCAAUGAUAUGCUUUUCUACUAUUCUCAUACCCUUUACAGCUGGUCAAAAGUGUACUUUUCAAAAAACGACAAGAAGCAUAGGCAUCGAUAUUGUGUACACGCUUGUAGGAUUCUGUUGGUUAAACAUAUUCUAUGGAACUGAAAAGGGGAAUUUGUUUCACAGUCAAGAGCAUCUUAAGCUAAGACCAUUUCCUAUAAUUUCAUGACCUUUAAGUUAAUGUUUGACUCAAAAAUAAUGCUGAAAUUGAAUUUUUCUAGAAAUAAAACAAAUGUUCUAGAGUAAGCAAUUACUUGUGACUAAAACAAUUCUUCUCAAGCUAAAGUAACACUGGCUAGCCAAGUUAGUAACUGUAGAGGAAUGCUCUAUCAUGAGCAAGUAAGUUUGUCCGUAGGGAGAAAUGUAUCAACUUUGACUUUCUCCCUCCUGAUAUGUUGUUUGAUUAGAAUUAGUUGCUAUUUUAAGGAAAAUUUUUCUGAGUUUAAUUUUCUUAUGUUUUCCCUAGAAGAGUUAUCCAUCUCAAGUGAGGACUUGGAAAAUUCUCCAGAGCUGAUUCAAUCAGAAAAUUGUGAAGACAUAGCAGCAGCAGAUGCCGCCAAGGAACUAUUUGGCAAUGAUUUGAUUCAAGAAAUUCAACAAAAUGAAGUACUGGAUUGGGAUGAUAUCAUCUCUCAAAGCACCGAACUUCCACUUGAUCCAACACUCAGCACUUGUACAACCUUGCCGAUGUCAACACAGCCAAUCAGUGGCAUUCAUGGAUGUGAUCCAAUCACAACCACGGUAGAAAUGGAAAAUUCUGCGCAAUACUUUGUUAAUAGUGAUGGGCAAGAUUUUGACAUCCCACUUCCAAUGGUGUCUCAGUACUACAGCUUGCAACCACAACAUAUCAAUGUGGGUUUUUGA